This is a messenger RNA of Bombina bombina (fire-bellied toad), 502 nucleotides long. Its product is annotated as general transcription factor IIF subunit 2. The record is from RefSeq and is a predicted model, not a curated record. Gene Ontology annotation, biological process: transcription by RNA polymerase II; transcription initiation at RNA polymerase II promoter. Gene Ontology annotation, cellular component: transcription factor TFIIF complex. Bases 113 to 502 code for a protein of 129 amino acids. The transcript has 5 exons. NCBI's taxonomy places the organism in Eukaryota, Metazoa, Chordata, Amphibia, Anura, Bombinatoridae.
UCACCGUACAUUGUGCACCGGUUCACACACUGUACACAUUUGCUAAGUAUCACUGGUACCUGGCUAUAGUGAAUUAGUUGAAGCGGAUUGGUAUAUAGUUAUAACGGUUAAAAUGGCAUCUGACAAAGGGGAGCUGGAUCUGAGCGGAGCCAAGCAAAAUACAGGCAUGUGGCUGGUUAAGGUUCCUAAAUACUUGGCACAGCAAUGGAUGAAAGCUACGGGAAGGGGUGAGGUUGGAAAACUGAGAAUUGGCAAGAACCAAGGGAAAACUGAGGUGUCAUUUACCCUAAAUGAAGAUCUUGCAAGCAUCCAGGAUAUUGGUGGAAAGCCAGCUGCUGUCAGUGCACCACGAGAACACCCCUUUCUUUUACAGAGUGUGGGAGGACAGACUCUAACAGUUUUUACAGAGAGCUUAUCGGGUCAAGCGGAUGAUAAAUCAGAAAACCGGACUACUGGUAAGUUUCAUCUGUGCGAUAUUAUACGCUCUUUCCUUGUUGUAUGA